This is a messenger RNA of Microthlaspi erraticum, 678 nucleotides long. The record is from the annotation of a GenBank genome assembly. Lineage: Eukaryota; Viridiplantae; Streptophyta; Magnoliopsida; Brassicales; Brassicaceae.
AUGGCGUUGUCCGGGAGUCUCAGGAUCUCUGCGAGCUUAGUAGCUCCUUAUCAUCACCACCCUAAUCGCCUCUCAUUACCUUCUUCGAAGGUUGAUUUCACAGGAUUCAUAAGCAAUGGCGCUAACAGUGUGGAAACUCAGAAAUGUCCUGGAGUGUCAAUCAGCAGCGAAAACAAACGUGGUCAAGUGAAAGUCUUUGCAAGGGACAACGGAGGAGACUAUGAGCUAUCACCAAGCCCAGCGGAGCAAGAGAUUGAGAGCUUUCUCUUAAACGCCAUCAACAUGAGCUUCUUCGACCGGUUAAACAUAGCGUGGAAGGUAAUCUUCCCGUCACACGCGUCGAGAAGAAGCUCCAACGCAAGAAUCGCAAAGCAGCGGCUCAAGAUGAUCCUCUUCUCAGACAGGUGCGCCGUGAGCGACGAAGCCAAGAGGAAAAUCGUCAACAACAUCGUCCACGCGCUGUCGGACUUUGUAGAGAUCGAGUCGGAGGAGAAAGUUCAGCUGAACGUCUCCACGGACGGCGACCUCGGGACGAUUUACUCGGUGACGGUGCCUGUCAGGAGAGUGAAACCGGAGUACCAAGACGUGGACGAGGCUGGAUCUAUAACCAACGUGGAAUAUAAAGAUACGCUUGAUGGCUCUGUGGACGUCAGGUUCGAUUUUUAUGUACCGGAGUGA